CGCGAGCUACACCCGCCAUGUCCGUGCGCGUAGAACACCGGGAUCGGGAUCGCGAUCGCUUUUCGAGACAUUCUUCCCGCGCUUCAGUCGACCUCGCGUUUCCCAGUGGAUCAUCACGGGACCACUCCUUCCGUUCCGUACAUUCGGGCCGCGUGCCCAGAGUCGCCAGCGAUGAUUUGAUGGUGCCAGUGCGCACCCUUCGCUCUGCCUCGUGUCGUGCCGCUCCCGGGGCGCCCCAUCGCUUACGAAGACACCACUCAUCAGCUGCGGAAUGCGACCGCACGCGCCGCUCUCGUCGACACACGCUGGAGCUGCCCAACAGCCGCGGCCCUAGCGUCCGCAGCCGGUCUCCGGAGCCGCCACCGCCGCAGCCUGUGGAGCCCGAGGUGCCAACUGAAGACGCGGGGAAGGAGGCUCGGAGACGGCGCGUGGUCACCGCUGUGGCAGCGUCCUUCUUCAUGUUGGCGCUGGCGUCGGUUCUGGUGGUGGUGGUGACGCUGACGCACAGCUCUGUGCUCCGGGCACACAACCAAACAGCCAAGUACUACACGUUCUCCGUGCCGCCGCACCAUCCUCUCAUACGGCAGGAGAACGAGCGCCUGAUGCACGACGUCCUUCAGGCGGGAAUCGCCAAUCGCACCCAGUCGUCGGGGGCAUUGCGCUGACGCCGCGCUACUCGCCGCGCCCGCGGCUCGACAACAUCAGGCCGGCCGCCGCCCCCCCGGAGGAGCCCCCCGACUUCACGCCGCACUUGGAGCCCUCCAAUCGUGACUACGGCUUCUCCGUUUCCCUCCACGACGCACAGAACGCUUCCCAAACGGUGAACACUACUCUAGCGGCCCCUGCGUGAGCCGCUGGAUUCCUCUCUGUGAAGUGAACGCACAAUGUGAAGUAAAUGAACUCCUCUAUCCGUAAAGUCGGAGAGACGCUUAGUUAGAUUAUGUGAAUUUGUGAAUAUAAAUGGUUAAAUGUUAUUUGUUAUUCGUGGGAGUGAUCGGGAUAAACACGGUCAGUGCUCCUGUAGGUAUAGAUGAAGUGUAUCAUCGUCGUUAUUGUGGAUAAUUACCCUUUCCUAUAAAGGAGGAUGUAUUGAAUAUUAUUCUAUAUAAUGUAGAUCGACGUGAGAUUUGUAUGCGUUUUUAAAUGUCUCGUCUCAGACUGCAGCAAACAGCACAUUCAAAACUGUUAAGCUUAUUUAAUAUGGUGUUGUAGAUUUUAUUUCUGUAAAGCAAUUUUGGAACGAAACUCUUGUUUCGACCCCUUGUUCAAGGAACGCUUUCAGGUCACUAUCGUUAAUAUAGAUAUGUUAUAGAUACUUAUAUAAAUGUCGGGUACAAUUAUUUCGAUGUUUUAUAUCAUAUUUUAUGAGUACAUUAAAAUUUAUUAAUUUUACGAAUCUCUCCAAGAUAUGUAUGUUAAAUUAUUUCAGAAUCCUGGCUCUUUAACUACGUAUAAUUAUUUAAAUACUGAAUAGUCCUUUACUCAAGUCGUUUUAUGGAUAUGGGAUCAACUUGUACGCAAAGACAAGUAUCUUCGUAUAUUUUCACUCUACAUUUUAAAAUCACUGCAUAACUCUAUUUUUUUAUGACUUAUAAGUAUACUUUGUCUAAAUUAUAAAAUAAAUAGUUAUAUAAUACCUUUCAAAUAAGACCAUUUUAGCACUAAAAUCUAUGUAAAUAAAAUUGGACAUUAAUCAAUAAUCAUGGUACACUAAAUAUUUUAAAACAGUCUCUCAUUACAAAUUGUAAUUAUAUGCUCUAUACUCUAUAGUAUAAUAAAUAAUAAUAACCUUUAUCAACAAGUACGGUCAGCAACGAUGUCCUGUUGUUCAGUUUUCACCCUUUAUUAUAUUAUAUAAUUUAUACAAAACGUUAUCGUUAUUUUUCUCAUUUCUUUUUUCAUUAUUUUAUUGAAUUUGAAUUUACUUUAAUUAUUUAUAGUUGCUAUCAAGUAUCGACUCACAAUGCUGAUUAUGCGUAUAGACUAGGAUACAAUCAUACGUUUCAUUUCCAUUAUGCCCGGUACCAAUCUAGAGAAAAUUACAUUUUUAAAUUAUUAAAAAUUGACAAAAGUCUAAUUAAACAUACCUUUACACGUAAGUUACUUUUAACUAAAAACUAAUUAAACUUAUUUUCCAUGUAAAGUUUACAAAGAAAACCAACAUCCAGACGAUUUAUAAAUUUUAAUUAAUUGCGAUAAAAUUCUUAUGAAAUUGAAUAUGCUAUACUAUGGUUACCAAAACAUAAUCUAAGGAACACAAUAAGUCAAACAUUAGUAAAUAGUCAUUUAAUAAAUACACUUAAAUCACAAUUAUUUAUAAUUACAAAUAUGGACGUCUGCACUCAAUAAUGUAAGGUGAUAAAUAAUAAACCGAAUUCCAUUCACAUCACGUAUACAUUUAUAAAGGGUCAAAAUUUAUCAGCCAAUUUGUCAAAAGUAUCAUAUUCGUGUUAUUGAUAUAUGAAUUUCGGUGAAAGAGCUUAAUUCGAUUCCCCGUCACUGUUCAUGUUGUAUCCAUUGCAAUUGUAACCAAAUUAUCGUUUUUUAAACAUUGUUAAAAUAUUUUAACAAGUAUAUAAUAUGUUUCGAUCUUCUGUUCAGUUAUUAA
Messenger RNA from Colias croceus (clouded yellow), 2608 nucleotides. RefSeq lists its product as uncharacterized. NCBI's taxonomy places the organism in Eukaryota, Metazoa, Arthropoda, Insecta, Lepidoptera, Pieridae. The transcript has 2 exons. Bases 18 to 665 code for a protein of 215 amino acids. The record is from RefSeq and is a predicted model, not a curated record.